AUCGACGCCUUCAUCUCGCUCGACCUCAACCCGGCCCGCGUCGUCGCGCUUUACCCGCGCGCCAUCUCGGGCAAGCUCUGCCUCGAGCAGCACGCGCGCGAGGAGAUCUUUGGCGGGCGGUCGAGGGACGCGAUCGCGGCGGCGGCGCAGGCGCGGGAGGAGCGGGAGAGGGAGGAAGAAGGGCGGAGGGUCGCUGAGCGCGAGCGGGACGCGCAGGUUGGGGGUUCGCCGUCGGCGUCGAGCCCGGCGAGGAGGGGCAAGGGGCCUCUCGACGCCGCCAACCGCUCUCGCGCCGUCGACGAGCUCAUCCGGUACCUCACCGACCGACGCCAGAAGUACUCGCAGGCCCUCGCAGCCCUUCUCCCUUCCUCGCGUCCUUCGCCCUCGUCACCUCGACCCUCGGCAAGCCCCGACGAUCUGCUCGACCUGCCCAACAAGCCGCCGACGCAGCUCGAGCCGGGACAACUCGCGCGCGUCGCUCAAGUCGUCGACACGGCGCUCUUUCGGGCCUACCUCGCGACCAAACCCGUCAUGGUCGGUCCGCUGUGCCGCAUCGAGAACUGGUGCGAGGUCGAGGAGGUCGAGGAGCUGCUGCUCGAGGCCAAGAAGUACCGCGAGCUCCUCGACCUGUACAACGGCAAGGCCAUGCACGAGAAGGCCGUCAAGUUGCUCAAGCAGAUCAGCGACGACGAGGACGACGUCGAGGAAAAGGUCGGCCCGACGGUCCGCUACCUGCAGAAGCUCGGCGUCGACCACCUCGCGGUCGUUCUCGAGGCGUCCAAGUGGGUUUUCAAGCAGGACAAGGAGGCUGGACUAAAGGUGUUUCUCGCCGACCUGGAGGAGGUCGAGACGCUGCCGCGUCACGCGGUCAUGGCGCACCUCGACGAGGUCGGGCGCGACGUCUGCAUCCGGUACCUCGAGCACAUCAUCCAUGUUCUCGGCGAGCAAGGCGUCGACUUUCACGAGAAGCUCGUCGAGCUGUACCUCGCGACGGUCCAAGCUGCGCCGUCGGGUGAGCCCCUCGCCCAUCGCGACGAGGCGACCUACAAGAAGCUGCUCGACCUCCUCGAGUCGUCAACCUCGUACCGCCCAGAGCGCGUGCUCGGCCGCCUCCCGUCCGAGAACCUGCACGAGGUCCGUGCGGUCCUCCUCGGCCGGCUCGGCCGUCACGAGGGCGCCCUGCAGAUCUACGUGUACCAGCUUGCCGAUCACGCCACUGCCGAGCUGUACUGCAAGCGCGUCUGGGACUCGGACGAGUCCAUGCGGCCGUCCAUCUUCCACCUCCUCCUGCGCCUGUACCUGCGCCCUCGCCCCGACUUUCCCCUGUUCUUCGAGCCCGCGCUCUCGCUCUUGUCGACUCAAGCCGCCCGCAUCGACCCCGUCGAAGCGUUCGACCUCCUGCCGCCACUCGUCGCGCUCGGCGACCUCCAGGUUUAUCUCGAGAAGACGUUGCGCCGUCAGACGGAGCGCUCGACCGAGUCGAGGAUGGUCAAGGCCAUCGGGCGCAGCUUGCUCGACCAGCAAGAGGUCAAGAUCGUCGACCUCGAAGAGCGGCGGGUCAAGAUUACGGACGGGCGCAUCUGCCCUGUGUGCCACAAGCGCGUCGGCAACAGCGUGAUUGCCAUCCACAGCCCGCACGGCGUCGUCACGCAUUACCAGUGUCGCGAGCACCUCGACGGAAACUUUGUGUAG
Rhodotorula graminis WP1 is the source of this 1692-nucleotide messenger RNA. RefSeq lists its product as uncharacterized. The transcript is spliced from 9 exons. Gene Ontology annotation, cellular component: fungal-type vacuole membrane; cytoplasm. Gene Ontology annotation, biological process: vesicle-mediated transport; autophagy; intracellular protein transport. The record is from RefSeq and is a predicted model, not a curated record. The annotation marks the transcript as partial. NCBI's taxonomy places the organism in Eukaryota, Fungi, Basidiomycota, Microbotryomycetes, Sporidiobolales, Sporidiobolaceae.